Nomascus leucogenys (northern white-cheeked gibbon) is the source of this 2229-nucleotide messenger RNA. It is a transcript of the gene PROKR2, whose product is annotated as prokineticin receptor 2. Bases 248 to 1402 code for a protein of 384 amino acids. The transcript has 3 exons. Lineage: Eukaryota; Metazoa; Chordata; Mammalia; Primates; Hylobatidae. Gene Ontology annotation, cellular component: membrane. Gene Ontology annotation, biological process: neuropeptide signaling pathway. Gene Ontology annotation, molecular function: neuropeptide Y receptor activity. The record is from RefSeq and is a predicted model, not a curated record.
GCCGGGAAGAGCUGUGGGGGCGGAGCGCCAACUCCAGCUGGAACCCAGAGACCGCGACACGCCGGAGGAGCCCGCCAGGGCGAGGAAAAAAGAGGGACAUCCCCCACGCAGCGGCUCUGCAAGUGCAAGUCCGGGUCCUGUAGGCGAAAACCGAGCGGCCCGCCCGCGCCCAGCCACCCUGUGACCCUCGGUCCGGCUUCCGGAGCCGCAGAGCGCACAGAAAGGAGGCGCCGAGGCAGACAUCACCAUGGCAGCCCAGAAUGGAAACACCAGUUUCACACCCAACUUUAAUCCACCCCAAGACCAUGCCUCCUCCCUCUCCUUUAACUUCAGUUAUGGUGAUUAUGACCUCCCUAUGGAUGAGGAUGAGGACAUGACCAAGACCCGGACCUUCUUCGCAGCCAAGAUCGUCAUUGGCAUUGCACUGGCAGGCAUCAUGCUGGUCUGCGGCAUCGGUAACUUUGUCUUUAUCGCUGCCCUCACCCGCUAUAAGAAGUUGCGCAACCUCACCAAUCUGCUCAUUGCCAACCUGGCCGUCUCCGACUUCCUGGUGGCCAUCAUCUGCUGCCCCUUCGAGAUGGACUACUACGUGGUACGGCAGCUCUCCUGGGAGCAUGGCCACGUGCUCUGUGCCUCCGUCAACUACCUGCGCACCGUCUCCCUCUACGUCUCCACCAAUGCCUUGCUGGCCAUCGCCAUUGACAGAUAUCUCGCCAUCGUUCACCCCUUGAAACCACGGAUGAAUUAUCAAACGGCCUCCUUCCUGAUCGCCUUGGUCUGGAUGGUGUCCAUUCUCAUUGCCAUCCCAUCGGCCUACUUUGCAACAGAAACCGUCCUCUUUAUUGUCAAGAACCAGGAGAAGAUCUUCUGUGGCCAGAUCUGGCCAGUGGAUCAGCAGCUCUACUACAAGUCCUACUUCCUCUUCAUCUUUGGUGUCGAGUUCGUGGGCCCCGUGGUCACCAUGACCCUGUGCUAUGCCAGGAUCUCCCGGGAGCUCUGGUUCAAGGCAGUCCCUGGGUUCCAGACGGAGCAGAUUCGCAAGCGGCUGCGCUGCCGCAGGAAGACAGUCCUGGUGCUCAUGUGCAUCCUCACGGCCUAUGUGCUGUGCUGGGCACCCUUCUACGGUUUCACCAUUGUUCGUGACUUCUUCCCCACCGUGUUCGUGAAGGAAAAGCACUACCUCACUGCCUUCUACGUGGUCGAGUGCAUCGCCAUGAGCAACAGCAUGAUCAACACCGUGUGCUUCGUGACGGUCAAGAACAACACCAUGAAGUACUUCAAGAAGAUGAUGCUGCUGCACUGGCGUCCCUCCCAGCGGGGGAGCAAGUCCAGUGCCGACCUUGACCUCAGAACCAACGGGGUGCCUGCCACAGAAGAGGUGGACUGUAUCAGGCUGAAGUGAUCCACUGGUGUCACACAAUUGAAAACCCCAGUCCAGUACUCAGAGCAUCACCCACCAUCAACCAAGUUCAUAGGCUGCAUGGGAAAUGACAUCUGUGUUCAUGCCUCCCCUGUGCCCUCAAGAAGCCAAAUGCUGCAAAGUCGUAACAUACAAUGAGACUAGACAUGAACCAAAUCAGCUAACAUUUACUGAUAUCUGCUCGAGACCUACUGUUUCCACAAUCCCGACAAGGAGAUUAGACACAAGGAGCAACAACUGACAUGGACUGAACACGUACUGUGUGUAAACCACACCAAUGAGAUUAGACAGGGACAGCAGGAGCUGACAUUUACUCAUCACCUACUAUAAUCAAAAACAUUUGAUUUGAUUACAACCAAAAACAUAUAAAAAACAUAACAAGUGGCAGAAGCUAUUGGAGUCCCCAAGCUAUCUCCAGAUAUAUAGAUAGUUCACCCUCCAUCUUCCCUAAUUCUGUAUCUUAUCAGUGCAGGAAUAUCAAAAGGCUAUAGGCCAGGCAUGAUGGCUCAUGCCUGUAAUCCCAGCACUUUGGGAGGCUGAGGCACGUGGAUCACUUGAGGUCGGGAGUUCAACCCAGGCUGGCCAACAUGGUGAAACCCUGUCUCUACUAAAAAUACAAAAUUAACUAGGCGUAGUGGCAGGCACCUGUAAUCCCAGUUACUCAGGAGGCUGAGGCAGGAGAAUAGCUUGAACCUGGGAGUCGGAGGUUGCAGUGAGCUAAGAUUGCUCCACUGCACUCCAGCCUGAGUGACAGAGCGAGACUCUGUCUCAGGAAAAAAACAAACAACAAAACAAAACAACAACAACAA